This is a messenger RNA of Oryzias latipes (Japanese medaka), 3409 nucleotides long. RefSeq names its product NUAK family SNF1-like kinase 1. NCBI's taxonomy places the organism in Eukaryota, Metazoa, Chordata, Actinopteri, Beloniformes, Adrianichthyidae. The record is from RefSeq and is a predicted model, not a curated record. Gene Ontology annotation, biological process: microtubule cytoskeleton organization; intracellular signal transduction; protein phosphorylation. Gene Ontology annotation, cellular component: cytoplasm. Gene Ontology annotation, molecular function: ATP binding; tau-protein kinase activity.
GUCUUUUUUUCUUUUUUUUUAAGGUGAAGUAAGAUUUUGUGGCUCCCACUGGGUUGUGGUCGGUGAGAAUCUGACCCGAAUGGCUGUCAGUAUUGAAGGUUGCAGACCCCUGUGUCAGACCAUCCUACUCUGGAGAUUUAUUUUUAUUUUUUUUUAAUGAAAAAUGGAAACAGUUGAGAAAGGCAUCCAAACUACCCAAACCAUCCUGACGCACAGAGAGUCCUCCUCCUGCCGGACCACGUGAUUCCUUAACGCAGCAACAGGCAGAGGAAGAAGGAGGCGCUCAGCUGCCCCACAACAUGACCUGCAUGGGUUCUCCAAGUGUGCUCACAGUCUGCAAGUAUCUGUCUGCUCUAAAAGGCUCUAUAUGGGAAGCCUGGCGGACCUGCAGCUGAUUUUACUCACAACUUGGGUCCGUCUGGGAGACCGAGCUCCUGACAGGCGCUCCACCACUGGCGGCGCACGCGCGUCAGCAUGGGCCGGCGUGAGGCGGACAGGAGAGGCGCAAUGACCAGCAGCGAGCGCUCCGAGCUCGGCUGUCUACAGGACUCCGCUUCCAGCAGCAGCAGCCAGCACGGCGGGGAGAGGCUCCGGAGGACGGCCGGACGGGACCCCUGCAGCCCGGAUAGGGCGGCGCCGGCGGAGGUGAAGAAGCAUCUGCACAAACACAACCUGAAACACCGCUACGAGGUGAUGGAGACGCUGGGGAAAGGCACGUAUGGCAAAGUCAAGAAAGCAGUGGAGAGGGCGAGCCUGAGGACGGUGGCGAUCAAGUCCAUCCGCAAGGAUCGAAUCACCGAUGACCUGGAAAGAAUUCACAUCCAGAGAGAGAUCGAAAUCACCUCCUCACUUUGUCAUCCAAACAUCAUCCGCUUCCAUGAGGUGUUUGAGAGCCGGGAUAAGAUUGUGAUUGUGAUGGAGUUUGCCAGCAGAGGAGAGCUGUAUGAUUACAUACAGGAGAGAAGGAGGCUACCAGAAGCAGAAGCUCGGAGCAUUUUCAGGCAAAUUACGUCUGCUGUCCACUACUGCCACAAGAAUGGUGUGGUGCAUCGAGACCUAAAACUCGAGAAUAUUCUUUUAGAUCAAGACCUGAAUGUAAAGCUGGCCGACUUUGGUCUGUCCAACAAUUUCCACAGAGGCUCUCUUUUGCAAACAUACUGUGGAAGUCCACUCUAUGCUUCUCCAGAGAUAGUGAAAGGCCUGCCAUACGUGGGGCCAGAGGUUGACUGCUGGGCACUGGGGGUGCUACUGUAUACAUUGGUGUACAGCAGCAUGCCCUUUGAUGGGACAAGUCAUGCCAAACUCACAGAUCAGAUUAGCCAAGGCCGGUACCAUAGAGCCAACCCACCUUCUGACGCCUGCUCUCUCAUUGACUGGUUGUUGACAGUUCGUGUGGAGGACAGGGCCACCAUUGAAGAUGUGGCUAACCACUGGUGGGUGAACUGGGGUUAUGAAGAGAGCGUGUGUGACUGCCCCUCAUCUCCCUACCAGGAAUGCCCUUCUCCGCUGCUGGCUCGCUACAUCGACUGGCAGAAUCAGGCUGCUCCAAAUAGGACAAAUGACCCUGGCUGCCUCUCCUCAGACUUCUCCUCUCCUCCUCAUGUCGGUGCAGAUCCCUUUUUUUUCAGCUCCUCGCUGAAGCCCAACUGUGGAGCAGGGGUUGGAGGAGUAUGCGGAGGAAUUUUGAGUCUCAGGAAGUCACGCAAGGAAAACGCAAUUCCCCAGACUGUUCUGGGAGCCUGUGGUGAUGCUUCGACAAAUUCCCUUUCCUCCACCAAUGAAAAGAGGAAACCUAAAGGCAUACUAAAACACCAGAGAAGCUUGGACUCUGUAUUCCACAGCUCUCCAAAGGAGAACCCUUCGUCGGAAAUGUGCAACACUCACUCCAAGCCUUAUCAGACUCAAAUUCUUGGUCACACACCAUCCAGUGUUUUGUCAGCAAACUUAAAACCUUCAUCUGCAUUCAAGCAGCCUUCAUCCAAGAUGCCCAAGAAGGGAAUAUUAAAGAACUUGUAUGUGAGGGAGUCUUCCUUUGAUUCAUUCUCUGAAAAAGAGGGCUGUGGAGAGAGCACCAAAGAGGGUGAUGCAGGACAUUCACUGUGCCGCCAGCAGCACACAAGUCUCACAUCAGCAGAAAACAGCCCAAACAUGCACACAGAAGCAGUGCGGAGGCGGAAAGGCAUUUUAAAACGUAACGGCAAGUUCUCUCAAAGUCUGGAUCUUCCGGAUGAUUCCCGCUGUUCUUCCUUUUCAUCCACUGCAGUUCUCCCCGAGGCUCUGCAGCAGCUCCUGCAGGCCUCAUCAGGGCCCGAAUGCCGCCACAGCAGACCCUCCAGUGUGGUGAGCGAGGACAGUCUGUUUUCAUCUGAUUCCUACGAUCUGCUGGACCUCAGCACUCAGGCAGAUCGCAAGAUGUUCUCCUAAGAGAUGCACCAUUACAAAUGCAGUUCUGAGGAGAACCUGGAACAACUUGGAACAGACAAAUGUGAAGUUGUUGAGGAUGUCUAAUUACCCAAGGAAACUAAAAAAAAAAUCGAUGUUAAAGUUAAAGUAAUUCUUUGUUAUUUCCAGUGACUGAAAACUUAAAAAGUCUGUAAAGUUUCAGCCCACCAAGUUUUUGUAGUAUUGCACUAUCCACUCAAAGCACCAUAACUUUACAAAUCAGACUGUAUUAAACCUAAUAUGUAUCAAACAUGUAUUUUUGUUUUCACAUUGAAAAGCAGAAAAAGGAAAAAACAAGACAUUUAUCUUUGUGUGAUGUGUUCACAUGGAUUUCUGCACACAUAUCCUCUAAAAGCUGUUUGUGAACGCUGUGAUGUACUGAAGCACAACUGUGAAGGCAUGAAACAAGCACAGCUCUGGAACACAAAACACGAUUACGUAUGUCUUAGGGUUAAGAAACGGAACAAUCCAUUAACCUUGUACAUGCACUGAUGACAAAAGUUUAACUUAAGCUUGCUCAUUAGAGAUCAUUUAUUGUGAAUUAAAGCGUUUUUGAGCUUGUGUAGGGAAAACCUGAGUGUUUGUUACAUGGGUUAUCACUUACCACAGUAGACUGUGCUGUUAUUUAAUAUUUUUUCCCAAAUCUUGUUUAUUGCAUUUGUCUCUUGUUUUAUUUGAACAAGGAAUGCUUGGGUAAGGAGAUGUGCCAUUUUUUUAAAGGUUUGUGAUAUUUCAUUGAUGUUUUUGUAUUUAAGCUGUCAGGAGAUCAGUGUGUUUAAAAUCCAAUAUUUAUCACUAAAGUUAAGAUUAGAGUUUGGUCAUCCUUCAGCUUUCAGGCUAAAUCCAUAUGUUAGCUGGUUAAACAUGUUUCUCAAUUGCAGCUGGUUGCAUCACUGCUCAAAGGUUUGUCACAUAAAGACUCAAAUGAAGCUUUGGCUGUUUAUAAUAAUAAAAACCUGUGAGUGCA